UUGAGAAGUGUACAACUAAGAAAAGCAAGUCGCAUCCUAACAAUAAAAAUCAUAAAACACAAUUCAGUCUAAUAUUAUCUUUACUCUAGAGAAACCCUCUACAGUAAAUUGGUGCCGAAACCCGGGAACGUCCACGUAAAAAAAUAAAAAAAUAAUACAACAACUAAAAUAAAAAAAAUAAUAAAAAGAAGAACAAUGGCGCAACCAACCAGCGAAGCCGAGGUGACCCGUGCCGAUACAAAGGAAGUCAACGCCAGUGAGUUUAGAAAUGUAACGCUUCCAGCUUUUUGGAAAGAGGAACCAAAUUUAUGGUUCGUAAUGUUGGAAAAGGAAUUCACGGCGUACAACGUUAAAUCGGAUGCCGUAAAGUUUUCAGCGGUGMUAAGGAAUUUGGAUACCACGCUGAUAAGAGAGGUACACGACAUCUUAGCAUCCCCCCCCGAGCAAUGUACGUAUACACAUUUAAAGGAAGCCUUAAUACACAGACUAACUAAAUCCGACGAACAACGGCUAAGGCGAUUGUUAAUGGGAAUUGAGUUAGGAGACAAAAAACCGUCCGAACUUUGGAGAGAAAUGAAACGYCUAGCAGGUGAUAGUGUUAGCGAAAAAAUGCUCCUAACGUUAUGGAUGCAAAGGAUGCCAACSAGGAUACAAGAGAUCCUCGCCAUUGCAGACGAAAUUACGUCACCUGCAAAGUUAGCGGAAAUGGGUGACAAGAUCCUCGGGAGAGAGCGUCUGCCGGAAACGGCCGCCAUUACUGAAGCAGCGCCAAUAAGAAGUACCGCUCAAACAACAAUCAACAGCGAGGUAGCGGAAAUCAAGCGGGAAAUCGCGCAACUAACGAAGAAGAUAAAAAACCUAAUGCGCGGCAGAAGAAAGUACCGAAGUUCCCGCGGAAGAUCCCGAAGUCGAAGCCGAUCGUCAAGCAAACACCGAAACAAUGACGGCCUAUGUUAYUACCACUGGAAAUUCGCGGAACAAUCGUGGAA
This is a messenger RNA of Polistes dominula (European paper wasp), 989 nucleotides long. RefSeq lists its product as uncharacterized. The record is from RefSeq and is a predicted model, not a curated record. NCBI's taxonomy places the organism in Eukaryota, Metazoa, Arthropoda, Insecta, Hymenoptera, Vespidae.